This is a messenger RNA of Apodemus sylvaticus (European woodmouse), 1044 nucleotides long. Its product is annotated as olfactory receptor 13C4-like. The transcript has a single exon. Gene Ontology annotation, cellular component: membrane. Gene Ontology annotation, molecular function: olfactory receptor activity; G protein-coupled receptor activity. The record is from RefSeq and is a predicted model, not a curated record. Lineage: Eukaryota; Metazoa; Chordata; Mammalia; Rodentia; Muridae. Gene Ontology annotation, biological process: G protein-coupled receptor signaling pathway.
AUGAUUUUUCAGGUGCUUUGUACCAUUUGUUUUGGGGGCAGUGGAUAUGUGCUAUGGUAUAUCUUCCAAUGAUGGCUGACCGUGGAUGACAUGGAUAAAAAUAACCAGACGUUUGUUUCUGAAUUUCUUCUUUUGGGUCUUUCUGGAUACCCAAAGACUGAGAUCAUUUACUUUGUUAUUGUUCUAGUUAUGUAUCUAGUGAUUCUAACUGGCAAUGGUGUUCUGAUCAUAGCAAGCAUCUUUGAUUCACAUCUUCACACGCCCAUGUACUUCUUCCUGGGCAAUCUCUCUUUCCUGGAUAUUUGCUUCACAACAUCUUCUGUUCCUUCAUCUUUGAUGAGCCCAAUUACAAAGAAAAGAAACAUUUCUUUCUCUGGUUGUGCAGUGCAGAUAUUUUUUGGGUUUGCAAUGGGAACCACAGAAUGUUUGCUUCUUGGAAUGAUGGCUUUUGAUCGCUAUGUGGCCAUCUGCAACCCUCUGAGAUACUCCAUCAUCAUGAGAAAAGAAGUGUAUGUAUCUAUGGCAUCUGUUUCAUGGUUCUCUGGUACCAUCAAUUCAGUUGUGCAAACAUACCUCACCAUGCGGUUGCCUUUCUGCGGGAAUAAUGUUAUCAAUCAUUUUGCAUGUGAGGUCUUAGCUGUCCUCAAGCUAGCAUGUGCUGAUAUAUCUCUCAAUAUCAUUACCAUAGUCAUAUCAAAUAUGGCCUUCCUGGUUAUUCCGCUACUAGUCAUCUUUUUCUCUUACCUGUUCAUCCUCCACACAAUCUUGAGAAUGAAUUCAGCCACAGGGAGACGCAAGGCAUUCUCUACCUGCUCUGCCCACCUGACUGUGGUGGUCAUAUUUUAUGGAACUAUCUUCUUUAUGUACGCAAAACCGAAGUCUCAAGAUCUGACUGGGGAAGACAAGUUCCAAACUUCAGAUAAGAUCAUUUCUUUAUUUUAUGGAGUAGUUACCCCCAUGCUGAAUCCAAUCAUCUACAGCUUGAGAAAUAAAGAUGUUAAAGCUGCUAUAAAAUACAUCCUGAAGCAAAAGGUCAUUCCAUAA